AGACAAACUUCAGUCACAGUUUGUUGCUGCAAUCGCAGACUUCCACGUCAAUCGAUCGUUCUAGUCCACGUACAUAGUUGAGGUUGCCGGCCAGCUGUCUAAAAAAAAAGUUGCGGUCGUUUUUGUUCCACACAAACACACACAUGGCGAAGCUCGGAGUUGAACUAGUGGUCGUGGUUGCGGUUUUAUUACUCGGCUCGUCGCAGGCUCUACAGACGGAGAAAUGUCCACGUGCGUCACCGGAAGAGCUCUGGUACUCGGAUUAUUCACCGAUGCUCCAAAACACUUGUUUGGAAGAAAUGUCGUACUACUUUCGUUUAAUCUACGGCCGACUGGAGGACGGUCAUCUCUUCACUUUCGUUCCGCACAUCAAAGAGGAUCCGGAAAAAGCGAGUAACUUGACACAACGGCUAACCUUGUCGGAGAAAACAGCUCUGGCUCAAAUGGGACGUGCUUAUGACGUCAUGGAAAACUCCUGGCUGGACCUCGGAGAAACUAGUCGCCAGUUUCUGGGCGGCGAUAAGCCGGCCAGCGAGGUGGUCCGCUCGAUGGAAAACCUACAAAAGGCCCAUAUCCAGGCGAACGAACUGCUAGUCGAUGCCGGCCGAGAAGUUGCAUUCUUUUUCAGAGAUAUGCUCGAACUGGCGAUCGAAGGAGUAACCCAAAUUCUAGAAACGGAAGUGCAAGAAGCACCAGACGAUGAGUACGGAGUAGCUAAACUUAUUCAAGAGAAAAUUGUGAAGAUUUCACCGUUGGAUCUGGUCGGCGUCAUUGUUCGACGGUUCAUAGGCCGAAGCAUGGGCACCGUGCACACGUCGGCUAACAAAGACCCUCCAAACGUCCUGUUUUCCGUCAUGCCGAGGAUCGAUCAGAUGCUCGACGACUUCAUGGCGAUCCGCACCUACCAAGUAGCGCUGACUCCCGAAAAUUGGACAAGUUUCCUGGAAAAGCAGCUGGAAAAAUCGUUGGAGGCGACCAAGAAACGCGAACGGGAGAAUUUCGUCCUAAUUUACCGUAAUGAAGUCUACGUCGCCGAGGUGCUCAUGAAUAUGAUUACCUCCUACACCGAGUAAAAUUUAUUAAAAACCCCCUCACAUGUGUGUGUCGAGUGCCAAUAAUACAACUGCGAUGAUUAUCGCACGGAUAUUCGCGGA
Molecule: messenger RNA, 1154 nt
Organism: Daphnia pulicaria
Lineage: Eukaryota; Metazoa; Arthropoda; Branchiopoda; Diplostraca; Daphniidae
Exons: 8
Coding region: 144-1073 (309 amino acids)
Source: RefSeq, a predicted model, not a curated record